This is a messenger RNA of Closterium sp. NIES-65, 2034 nucleotides long. The record is from the annotation of a GenBank genome assembly. NCBI's taxonomy places the organism in Eukaryota, Viridiplantae, Streptophyta, Zygnematophyceae, Desmidiales, Closteriaceae.
AUGGCGCGUCCCGUCAAGCAGCAAAUCACGGCUCCGUCCGUCCCUCCCCGUCGCUCGCCCAUAGCAAAAUCCAUCACGGUAGUCGUGACAGACGUAACGGUUGCAGCGGGAGUGACGGCGCUUGUCGACCCGCUGUUUAGCGCCGCUGCUCUUCCCCCCCGUCGACCCCUCGACCCGCCACUGCAUUCCCCGCCGCACUUCCCCGUCACGCUGCCUUGUCGCGGCUCCUUGGCGUGGAAACAUCGACGAUCGCUGUGGGGGGGGGGGGGGAGAGGAGAAGGGGACAGGGGUGGCGGCCAUCACUUGAGCAUCAGCGCCAGCCCGCGUUUCGUCCCGUCCCGCUCCGUCCCCGCCCGCCCUCCCGUCGACGUCGACUUCGCAGCUGCUGUGCAGGGAGUGGCGGGAAUGGCGGGCGUGGCGGGAAUGGCGGGAGAAGCUACUGCUCCGCCCAUGCAUUCUCCAGAUCGUACGCGACGUGCAAGCCCGCCAGCAACGCGUCACCAGCAGCCCACCAGCGACGACCGCCAUCGACCGUCGCCGGCGCCAGUUCGUCCGCGCCCAGCACGCACCCAGAUCAUUGCCCCGUACGCACCCUGCCUCCUGCUCGCCUACUGUCGCCCGUACACACCUCGCCACCCGCUCGUCCCCUCGUCGCGGCUGCUCGUGUGUGCAGUGACGGUAGCUGUGGGAAGAGAGGGAAACGCGAAGGGCGUGGUGGCGGACCGACUGCCAGCUCGCCAACCGUCCGCGCAGAUCCCGCCCCGUGGCCAUCCCGUCGUCCCGCCUCAUCCCUGCCCUGCCGUUAGAUCCCGCUCCGUUUCCAAACGGAAGGGGAUGUGGUGGUGUGUUGGCCCGUGGGGGACGGCUGGGGAGGGGGAGUGGGGGUUGGCAGUUCAUGAGGGGGGAGGAGUUGGGGACGGGGAUGGUGGGCGGAUGUCAGCAGCGACCGCCAGCGCCAGCAGCACCUGCUGCCGCCCAACACGGCAUCACAGGGGGUUGAGUGUGCUGGGGUGGAUGGAGUACCUGUUGCAGCCUCAGCUGCCUCCACAUUUCCCUUCUCCCCUCGCUCUGCCGCUGCUGCUGUGGGGGGGAGGUUCAGGGGGUGUGCAUGGUGAACGUUCAGCUGCAGCAUCAGUCGCCUCCUCCUCCUCUCAUCCCCUGCCCCAUGUUCUCCCGUGUAGUUUCCUCUGUUCCCCGUGCUUGCCCCGUGUCCCUGCCUACCCAUGCGUCCGUUACUACCCGUGUCCUACCCGUGUUCCGGUGUUCUGCCCGUGUCCUACCCGUGAUUUGGUGUUUUGCCCGUGUUCUGUCCAUGAUUCUGCCCGUGAAUAUACCCCUGAUUCUGCCCGUGAUUCUCCCCGUGUGCUGCCCGUGUUUUGCCCGUGUUUUGCCCGUGAUCCUGCCAGUGAUUCUGCUCAUGAUUCUCCCCGUGUGCUGCCUGUGUUUUGCCCGUGUUCUGCUCGUGAUCCUGCCCGUGAUUCUGGUCGUGAUUCUGCCCGUGAUUCUGCCCAUGAUUCUGCCCGUGAUGCUUCCCGUGCUGCCCCGUGCUCCCUGAUUCUGCUCAUGAUUCUCCCCGUGUGCUGCCUGUGUUUUGCCCGUGUUCUGCCCGUGAUCCUGCCCGUGAUUCUGGUCGUGAUUCUGCCCGUGAUUCUGCCCAUGAUUCUGCCCGUGAUUCUGCCCGUGAUGCUUCCCGUGCUGCCCCGUGCUCCCGUGCGUCCCGCGCUGUUCGUGUCCUGCCUCCCGUGUCCGGCCUCCUUUUGUCCGUGUCCUGCCCUGUUCUGCCUGUGCUGCCCCGUUGUGCCUGUGUUGCCUCGUUAUACCCGUGCUGCCCCGUUGUGCCUGUUUGUGCCCUACUCGUGCUGUCCGUACCCGUUUGUGCCCCACCCGUGCUGUCCGUGCCCGUUUGUGCCCCACCCGUGCUGUCCGUACCCGUUUGUGCCCCACCCGUGCUGUCCGUACCUGCUCGUGCCCCACCCGGUCUGUGGUGCCCGGCCCCGUGCGGCCCGUCCCGUCCAGCACCUAGUUGUUACCUGA